AUGGUAGAUGUUAUUGCAGCUGUAGGACCUGAGUUUCAAGCCCCAUCUUAUGAGUCAUUGAGGGUUGGUAUGUUGAAAGAUGCAGUAGAGGAUGUUCAAGAUGUUGUUAAACAACAUCGGUUACAGUGGGAUGGAACUGGUUGUAGUAUCAUGUCAGAUGGUUGGACAGAUAGAAGGAACCAAACUCUCAUUAACUUCCUUGUCUCUUGUGAGAUUGGGACUGUUUUUCUGAAAUCCGUGGAUGCAUCUAAUAUGAUGAAAUCCACAAAUGCAUUGUUUGAGACGUAUGAUGUGGUAGUUACAGAUGUAGGGCCACAAAAUAUGGUUCAAUUUAUCACAGACAACAUUGUUGCUUGUGUUGUUACAGGGAGACUUCUAAUAGAUAAAUACCCUUCCAUGUUUUUUACACCAUGUGCAACACAUUGCCUUGAUCUAACCCUAGAGGACAUUGGAAAAAUUGAAUGGGUUAAGGCAACAUUUCAGAAAACUCACAAGGUUACCAAAUUUGUUUAUAAUCACACGAGGGUUUUAGCUAUAACGUGCUCUUUCACAGGAGGCAAGGAGCUAGUUCAACCAGGGGUGACGAGAUUUGCAACAUAUUUCCUUGCAUUACAAACAUUAUAUGAACAAAAAGGUAAUUUGAGGCGAAUGUUUGUUUCAGCUGAGUGGAUGGAGUCUGGCUUCACAACUCAAGCAAAUGGCAUAGUAGUGGCAGAGUAUAUGUAUUCUACCACCUUUUGGGAAUCUAUUGAACAUAUUGUAGAAUUUUCGGAGCCUUUAGUAAAAGUCUUGAGACUAGUGGAUGGGGAAAAACCCCCCAUGGGAUAUGUGUAUGAGGCCAUGGAUAAGGCCAAAGAGGUGAUAAGGAUUAAGAUGGAAAAUAACAGGGAUAGGUAUAUGCCAUUGUGGGACAUAAUUGAUAGGAGAUGGGAUGGAUAG
Cryptomeria japonica (Japanese cedar) is the source of this 939-nucleotide messenger RNA. RefSeq lists its product as uncharacterized. NCBI's taxonomy places the organism in Eukaryota, Viridiplantae, Streptophyta, Pinopsida, Cupressales, Cupressaceae. The transcript has a single exon. The record is from RefSeq and is a predicted model, not a curated record. Bases 1 to 939 code for a protein of 312 amino acids.